Ceratosolen solmsi marchali is the source of this 3714-nucleotide messenger RNA. RefSeq names its product multidrug resistance-associated protein 4. Gene Ontology annotation, cellular component: membrane. The record is from RefSeq and is a predicted model, not a curated record. NCBI's taxonomy places the organism in Eukaryota, Metazoa, Arthropoda, Insecta, Hymenoptera, Agaonidae. Gene Ontology annotation, molecular function: ABC-type transporter activity; ATP hydrolysis activity; ATP binding. The transcript has 10 exons. Gene Ontology annotation, biological process: transmembrane transport. Bases 178 to 3714 code for a protein of 1178 amino acids.
UCUCAAAAUGCAAUUUCGUAAAGUAAAUGGAUGCAGUUUUGUUCGCCACUUCCUCAAGUGCGAAAUAAAAGGCUAACGUAAUGAUGAUUCAAGAUAUUUAAGAGAUCCGUAUUCUUCAGAUUAUCUAGGCCGUACAUUUUAUUGCAAUUGUUGCACUACUCGAGCGAGAGAUCAUACAUGGCGAAGAUUGAGGCGUACGGCUGGGCUGCUGGACUCGCCGCUGGCGUUUUCAUCGAUUGCAUCACCUGUCACAUUUGCGUCCAAAAUUUGAUGCACACGGGAAUGAAGAUACGAGUCGCGUGCUCCUCCCUCUUGUAUAGAAAAAUAUUGAACGUGCCAAUUACUUUUACGGACAAUGAAACGAGCGCCGGACAGGUGCUGAAUUUGCUGAGCAACGACGUGAGCAGAAUAGAUCACGCGGUAUUUUACAUCCAUUAUAUAUGGAUGGCACCUCUGCAAGCUUUUAUGGUAUUUUAUUUUUUAUACAGGGAAGUUGGUUUCGCAGCUAGUAGCGGGAUUGCUCUACAAUUACUUUUUAUACCGGUACUGGGACUUUUUGGGAGUUUAACGAAUCGCCUGACUAGUAAAUACACAGCAAGAACCGACGAGCGGCUUGGAUUAACCAAUGAAAUUAUCAAGGGAAUAAGGGCCAUCAAGAUGUAUGCCUGGGAAAAGCCGUUCUCCGUACUCAUCGAUCAUGCCCGAAAAAAAGAAAUGCAAAUCGUUAAGCAAGAUUCGAUAAUGACCGAUAUAAGCUUAGCCUCGGAAUUUUAUAUACCAAGGCUUUGCAUUUUUAUAACGAUACUUUCCUUCAUUCUAUUUGGAAAUAUUAUUAGCGCUGAAAAAGUUUACGUUGUCACCGCGCUCUAUGAUGUUCUGCGAAUGAGCAUGUACACGCUAUUCCCAAUGUGUUUGCACGAUGCAGCCGAAGCGCUAGUAUCUGUUGAACGUCUUCAAAAAUUUAUGCUGAUCGAAGAGGUGCCAUGCUCACUACCCACCAAUUGCAAUAGCCCCGAGCAAAACGAGUCGAAUCCCUCGACAGAGUCCAUUAUAACAUUGAGGAACUUGAGCGGCCAAUGGGCCCCGAGAGUAAAAGUGCUCGAGAACGUGAGCUUAACGAUUCGGGCAAAAUCAUUGACGGCCGUUGUUGGCCAAGUGGGCGCUGGUAAAACCAGUUUUCUUCACGCCAUACUUCGAGAACUACCCUACACCAGUGGAGAACUGACUGUUGGUGGCUUAGUUUCCUAUGCGUCCCAGGAGCCUUGGAUUUUCGCCUCCACCGUAAGGCAAAAUAUCCUAUUUGGCCGUCCACUAGAUAAAAUGCGCUACGAAAAUGUAAUCGAUGUUUGCCAACUGAGACGAGACCUCGACAUCUUUCCGGACGGCGAUGCGACGAUGGUUGGUGAAAAGGGAAUAAACUUGAGUGGUGGACAAUGCGCUCGAUUGAAUCUAGCGCGAGCAAUUUAUCGCGACACUGACAUAUAUCUUCUCGAUGAUCCACUUUCGGCGGUUGACGCCGUUGUGGGUCGGAAGAUCUUCGACGAGUGCAUUAAGACGAAUUUAAAGGGAAAAACUGUGAUAUUGGUGACGCACCAGUUUCAGUAUUUAGAAGAAGUCGAUCGUAUAAUAGUAUUGAAUAGGGGCUCGGUGGAGGGGACGGGGACGUUCGGCGAAUUGCAAAGUGCCGGAGUGAAUUUGGUACAGGUGAUGCAAAUUGAGAAUGAAUUUGAUGAGGGGGAGACGCCGAAGAAGGACGACGAAGCAAAGUCGUUGCGCAAUGAAAUAAUAAUCGAGAGCAUCGCCAAGAAGAAGGAGAGUGUCGUUGAAAGUAAAGCAGGCGGUAGCAUAUCCGCCAAGACUUACGUAUCCUAUUUUUCGAGCAGCGAAAGUCUUCCUCUCGUUAUUAUUGUCGCAUUCGUAAGUAUUUUGCAUCAAUUAGCAGCCAGCUGUGGCGAUUACUUUCUAGCAUAUUGGGUGAAUGCGGAGGAGAACGCCACGUCGCAGAGGAACGAGACUUGCGACGAAUCCGUCUGCGCACAUCGCGAACGUUACAUUUACUUUUAUGGCGGCAUCACAAUUGCUACGAUAACUCUCUGCCUUUUGCAAUCGUGGACAUUUUUCGAAAUGACAAUGAGAAUAGCCAAUAAUCUACACGCGCGCAUGUUCACCAGCGUGAUCUAUGCAACCAUCGAUUUUUUCAGCACGAACCCGCUGGGUCGUAUAAUGAACAGAUUUUCGAAAGAUAUGAGUAUCGUUGAUACGGAGGUGUCGCGAGCAAUGAUCGACGUUAUACAGAAUGCAAUACACAUUAUCGCGGCAUUUAGUUUAGUCACCAGCGUUAAUCCUUGGCUCAUUAUUCCAACGGUGUUGGUCGGUUUCUUCUUUUACUUCUUCUCCGCGUUCUUUAUAAGAACGAGUCGGAGCAUCAAGCGGUUGGAAGGAAUAACGAGAUCGCCGGUAUUCGGUCACGUGAGCGACACUCUACAAGGAUUAGCAACUAUACGGGCACUAAAUGCUAAAGAAACUUUGGUCGACGAGUUUGACGACCACCAGAACCUUCACUCAUCCGCGUGUUUCAUUUUUUUCUCAGGCUCUCGAGGACUCGGCAUGUAUUUGGACUUAUUCUGCGCCCUAUUUCUGACCUGCGUUUUAUUCACUCUAAUGACAUUUGACGAAACGACAUUGGCCGGUGAUAUCGGUCUCGCUAUAACUCAGUGUAUGUUAUUAAUAAAUACACUGCAAUGGGGCGUUAGGCAAUUUGCUGAGCUUGAAAAUCAAAUGACGUCCGUCGAGAGAGUGCUGGAAUAUUUUCAAUUGCCAAGAGAAUGCUGUAACGCGGAUAGUUCGGACGAUAAACGAUCUGCCGAGCUUUCGGAUGUAUCUGGGACCGCUUUCCUUUUAACCAAUGGCAUUGAUAAUGGAUUUUGUCCAACCGAAGGUCAAAUUGAAUUCAGAAACGUCUAUCUCAGAUAUGACAAGCAGGGGCCUGCGAUAUUAAAAAAUUUAAACUUUGUGAUACAGCCGGGAGAGAAAGUAGGGAUAGUCGGACGAACGGGAGCAGGAAAGUCUUCCUUGAUCAAUUCUCUCUUUCGAUUAGCUUAUAUCGAAGGAGACAUUUACAUCGAUCAAGUUCUAACCAAUACUCUUGGAUUACACGAAUUACGAUCACAGAUAAGCAUCAUUCCACAAGAGCCGAUCCUCUUCAUGGGCACCGUGCGCAAGAACCUCGAUCCUUUCGACGAGUACACGGACAAGGAUCUCUGGCAGGCACUCGACGACGUCGGCAUGAAACGAAGCCUCCACAUGGGCCUCGACGCCAAGGUCGCCGUCGGCGGCUCCAACUUCAGCGUCGGACAGAGGCAACUGCUCUGCCUGGCGCGAGCCAUCGUCAGAAAGAAGAAGAUCCUCGUGAUGGACGAGGCUACGGCUAACGUCGACCCCAGCACCGACGAUCUCAUCCAGAAGACGGUGAAAAAGAAGUUCGAGGCCUGCACGAUAUUGACGAUCGCCCACAGGCUGCACACCGUCAUCGACAGCGACAGGAUACUCGUCAUGGACUCCGGCUCUAUAUCGGAAUUCGAUCAUCCGUACAUAUUACUGACGAACAAUAAAGGUACUUUGUACGAUAUUGUCCAACAGUCAGGGUCAAAGUCAGCACAAUUCCUUUUCCAAAUCGCCAAGCUGAGCUUUGAGAGAAAAGUGAGGAAAAAUUAA